This is a messenger RNA of Culicoides brevitarsis, 1110 nucleotides long. Its product is annotated as L-aminoadipate-semialdehyde dehydrogenase-phosphopantetheinyl transferase. Gene Ontology annotation, cellular component: cytosol. The transcript has a single exon. The coding region runs from base 43 to 894 and encodes 283 amino acids. NCBI's taxonomy places the organism in Eukaryota, Metazoa, Arthropoda, Insecta, Diptera, Ceratopogonidae. The record is from RefSeq and is a predicted model, not a curated record. Gene Ontology annotation, molecular function: holo-[acyl-carrier-protein] synthase activity; magnesium ion binding.
CAAAAAAACCAAAACAAACGACGCCUCGUCACGCAGCUCCGCAUGAAAUCACUUUUAAUGUCGAGCAAAGACCAGAUCCGAUGGGCAUUCAACUUGAAAACGUUUCGCCCGUCCCUCGAGGACCUCCUGAAAGCCACAUCUUGCAUCCAGGCCGAAGAAAAAACCCGUUUAGCCAAGUUUGUGUUCCGAGAUGACUUUGAUGCCUCGCUAAUUGGUCGUCUGCUAAUGCGAAAAUUUGUGCACGAAACAACCAAUACACCUUACAGCAGUAUCAAGUUCGAGCGUGAUUCCAAUGGGAAGCCUUAUUUUGCACAAGGAAAUGUGGAUUUUAACGUUUCGCAUCAAGGAUCGUAUUCAGUACUUGCGGGAAUUGGCAAUUCCGAUACAAAAACUGCCAUUGGAGUGGAUGUUAUGAAAAUCGAGUAUACCGGAGGAAAGUCGCUCGACGAGUUUUUUCGCAUUAUGACACGAAAUUUCUCCAGUAAUGAAUGGGAAGCAAUUAAAAAUCCCUCAGAGAAGCGAGAAAAGGUGAAAAAUUUCAUGCGACAUUGGUGCUUGAAAGAAAGUUAUGUCAAAAAUAUUGGCGUUGGAAUCACAAUUGACCUACAAAAAAUAAGUUUUACCACGAAAGAGCCUUUAAAUGCGGAAAAAGUCAUCACAAGCACGUGUCUCGAUGUAAACAACAUUCCUGAGACGAAUUUCCUGUUCGAAGAAUCUCUCUUGGAUGACGAUCAUAUCGUUGCUGUAGCAUUAAAACAUCCAAAAUCUCCCAAUGUGCCUCAAAAAUUCCAAAUUUUGACAUUCAAUGAGCUUAUGGAGCAUUCCUCGCCGUUACUGGAACACGAUAUUGACUAUUGUAAAGCUAUUUUAGCAAAGGAAUAUAAAAGACAAUAAAAAACUGGGGCACAAAUUAUUGACUAAAUAAAUAAAUUACAAAAAUAUGGUAAAAAAAAAGUGACGAUUUGCAAUAAUUUACCCGCGUUUCGGCACUGGAAAUAUGAUUUUCCUUCAUUGUCAUUACUUUUUAAGUUAUCAGCCAUUUCCAUGCGAUGCGAGAAUUUCACGUAACAGGCACAACUUGGCACAACACGCACACUUUAGAGUCCCGUG